AUGACCGAGGCGCCGGACGCGGGGCCGUCGGUCGCCGCGGCGCUGCACGAGGACGCGGAUGGGCUCUUCGCGCGCUACUCGGUGAAGCAGAUGGAGGCGUAUAGUGCAGAGCUUGGCCGCGUCGCGCACGAAAAGCAACACGCGGCCCGCGCACUCGUCGGCGAUCGGUACCAGGAGCUGCUGGGCGUCGCCAAGACGGUCGUCAACAUGCAAGGCUCGCUCGCUUCGCUCCAGACCUCGCUCCAGGGACUGCAGAGGAAUGUAGGAGCGUACAGCGCGAGCGCUCGCACCCGCGCGCAUGCGCUGGAGAAGCCGGCAGGCGGCGCAGACGCGCCGUCGCUCGCCGUCGGCGCCUGCGUGCUCGUCGUGCUCGAUGCGCCGGCGCUCGCAGAGAGUGCGAUGCGCCGCGGCGCACUGCUGCUCUCUGCAUGGUGCGUGUGUAUCGGCAGAGGCGCCAUGGACUAUCUCGAGAAACACGCCCCGGAUGCCGCCGUAUUUUCCGAAUGCAGCGCGGCGGAACGCAGCCGCCUACGCGCGCACACCGCCCUCGUGGAGCGGGCGACACAGGCGCUCGGCGCGGCAUCGACAGACGACGUGCGUCAGGCGCUCGCGGCGCUCAUUGUGCUGGGCGAGCAGACGCCGAGCGAGGCGCUCGCCUACUUUCACGCCCAGCGCUACGCGCAGAUCCGGGGUGUGUUACGGGCCGAGUCGGGCGACGCGCUCAACGGCAUGCAGGCUGUCGCCGCGUGCUACACCUCGACGCUCGCCCAGACCGAUGCCGUGUUCCGCUCGCACACCGGUCCGACGUCGCUGCUCGAGACGCUGCGCAAUGCGGCCGAGCCAGGGACGCCGUCGCGCUUCUUUGCGCUCGGCGCGCCGCUCCUUCACGCAGGCCCGCGCGCGUCCGCGGUCCUCUAUGGGCACCUGCCGCUCGAGAUCACCGCGUAUACCCUGCCGCCCCCGACGCCCGUGCCGGCGGCGGACGUGGACGAAGCCAGUACGGCGUGGGCCGACCGCGUGUGCGCCAAGGUCGAUGCGCUCGCCGCACUCCUUGCGCCGGUCGACGACCUGGACGCCGUAGCAGAGUGCCGCGCGGCGCUGCACACGACGAUGCAGACGCACCGCGAGCGCCAUUCGCUGCGUGCGCUCGACGCGCUGCACACGCGCUUCGCCGCCCUCCUCGACCAGCGUGCCGUGGAGCUCGUGCAGCAGACGCUUGCUGCGGCUACAAAAGCGUUUGCCUCGGCGGCCGAUGCCGCGCUCGCCGCGCAAGGCGACGAGCCGCUCUUUCCGCCGCGCAAGAGCGACGCGCUCGACGCGGUCGUCGGCCCUCUAGCGACGCAGCUCACUACGGCCGCGCGGCACACGCGCACGUACGGCCGUGCGGCGAUCGAGCCACUGUCGCGCACAUGCGACCAAGUCGCGAGCCACCUCGCAAAAGAGACGGACGAUGCCGCGGCGCUCGGCUGGCUUCUACGUCUAUGUACGCAUCUCCAGCAGCGUGUCGACGGCCUGGACGAGGUCGCGCCGCUCCUUGCGCGCCUCGCCGAGGUGCGCGCCACGCUCGCGCAGCGCUGGACCGCUGUGCACGUCGCCCGCGCCGUAGCCGCCGGCGACGCGGCGCCGCGCGACGAUGCGGUGCCGUCGCAUGCGCUCGUCACCGCGCUGCGUACGCUCGGCCACGCCCAUCUACGCCUCGGCACGGACGCUCCCCGGGAUACCCUGCCGCGCCUCGACGAGGCGUGGCGCGCAAAGCAUCCCGCCGACGCUCCGUUUCUCGACCAUCUCGGCGGCGCGUCCGCCCCGCCCGAGAUUGCGGCCGCGGCCGCGCGCCUGCGCCUGGUGCUGGCGCCCUGGACGCUGAACGCACGCUCCUCCUCGACCGCGCCCCGCACGCACGGCCUGCGACUCGCCCGCGUCGCGCCGCGGUUUGUCUCUUUGUAG
This is a messenger RNA of Malassezia japonica, 1944 nucleotides long. RefSeq lists its product as uncharacterized. Gene Ontology annotation, cellular component: COG complex; Golgi apparatus. Gene Ontology annotation, biological process: intra-Golgi vesicle-mediated transport. NCBI's taxonomy places the organism in Eukaryota, Fungi, Basidiomycota, Malasseziomycetes, Malasseziales, Malasseziaceae. The record is from RefSeq and is a predicted model, not a curated record. The transcript has a single exon. The coding region runs from base 1 to 1944 and encodes 647 amino acids.